Messenger RNA from Cucumis melo (muskmelon), 1558 nucleotides. Its product is annotated as GPI mannosyltransferase 1. Gene Ontology annotation, biological process: GPI anchor biosynthetic process. The record is from RefSeq and is a predicted model, not a curated record. Gene Ontology annotation, molecular function: alpha-1,4-mannosyltransferase activity; GPI mannosyltransferase activity. The transcript has 4 exons. NCBI's taxonomy places the organism in Eukaryota, Viridiplantae, Streptophyta, Magnoliopsida, Cucurbitales, Cucurbitaceae. Gene Ontology annotation, cellular component: membrane; glycosylphosphatidylinositol-mannosyltransferase I complex. The coding region runs from base 50 to 1372 and encodes 440 amino acids.
CUGUCUCCUCGUCCCGCGUUUCGUCAGCCAUUUCUGAUUCAGCACAGCCAUGGCGUCCUUUAGCUUCGGCUCUUUGCUGAUUCUCUCAGCCAUCUUCAGGUUUGUACUCAUACUCUACGGCGAGUGGCAGGAUGCGAACAUGGAGGUCAGAUACACUGAUGUCGAUUACAUCGUAUUCUCAGACGCUGCUUCUCUAAUGGCGUCCGGAAAGUCCCCCUACAUGAGAUCCACUUACAGAUAUUCACCAUUGCUCGCGUUUUUGCUCAUACCGAACACUAUCUUCCAUCGCUGUUGGGGAAAAUUUCUAUUCUCAGCAUCAGAUUUGCUCGUCGGGUACUUUAUACGUACUAUUUUGAAGAAACGUGGGGUUCCAGAAAAUUUGUGCAUCGGUUCUGUUAUGGUUUGGCUUUUUAAUCCGUUUACGUUUACCAUUGGCACCAGAGGAAACUGCGAGCCUCUUGUUUGUGCAAUGGUUCUUAAGAUUCUUUUGUGUCUGAUGAACGGCCAGUUGCUACAAGCUGCAUUUUGGUAUGGACUUGUCGUCCAUUUCAGAAUCUACCCGAUCAUUUAUGCCCUUCCUAUUCUUCUGAUUCUGAACCAGAAUGUAUUCAAAUCUGGUCUGAAUCCCGCUCUACAAAAUUGGAGCAAGGGUGAUGAAAAGGCUCCUCAGAGCAAUUUACCGUCGAGGUUGGCUCAUAUCUUUAAUCCAUUGUUUCUAUUAAGAUCCAUAAUGACUAAGGAGAGAAUCAUUUUUGGCCUAAUUUCUGGUUCGAUUUUCAUCUUCUGCACUGUACUGUUUUAUUAUCUAUAUGGUUGGGAAUUCCUGCAUGAGGCGCUACUCUAUCAUCUUACACGUACUGACCCAAGACACAAUUUCUCAAUAUAUUUCUAUCACAUCUAUCUUCACCAUGAACGCGAGUUCUCGGUUGUGGAGAAGCUCAUUUCAUUUCUGCCUCAGUUAGUAGUGCAGCUUGUUCUCGUUUUAUCAUUUGCUCAAGAUCUUCCAUUCUGCUGGUUUGCACAGACAGUUGCAUUUGUGGCAUUCAACAAGGUAGUCACAGCACAAUAUUUUGUUUGGUUCUUCUGUCUUCUACCUUUGAUUCUUCCUUGGAGUAAGAUGAAGCUCAAAUGGAAAGGCGUUUUAUCAGUAUCAAUCUGGACGGGAGCACAGCUUCAUUGGUUGAUGUGGGGUUAUUUGCUGGAGUUCAAAGGAAAGAAUGUGCUGAUUCAACUAUGGCUAGCAAGCAUCUUGUUCUUGGCGGCAAACACAGCCGUUUUGAGCUUAAUCAUCCACCAACACAAGCUAUCUGCGCUUUUUGUGCUACCCGAAACGGCAGUUGAUAAUACGAAAAAAUCCAAGAAAUGCAACUGAUGCAUUAUAUAUGUAUUUAGUGAUUAGCUCUAAUUAUUUAACUGUUAACAGCUCUCUUCUUUGUUGUUAGUUUCGGAGAACCGCAUUUUCAAAGGUGUACUUUGGAAGAGAUUUUCUUUUCUUCUUUUUUGUUCCUUCCUUCAAGAGUUCUUUUUUAAUUAAAAUGACAUUUCUCACUUUAAUGUA